AUGUGGGCCGAGGGAGCAUAUUACUACAGUGGGCAGGGAGACCAGGUCUACACCCUGAAGAAGCCUGACUCUAUGGCACAACAGACCCUCUGGGCCUACCCUGCUCAAUUCUCCCUGGACGACAAAUACUCUCAAGAUGAAAUCACCAUCAAGAAAUGCUUCAAGGUACUCAUGACCCAGCAACCUCGGCCUGUCCUCUGAGGAUCUCUUAAAAUCUCAUAUCCCUUCUGCUGCCUGCUAGCUCCAGGAGACUUUCUGAAA
Messenger RNA from Bubalus bubalis (water buffalo), 261 nucleotides. RefSeq names its product H/ACA ribonucleoprotein complex subunit 3-like. The record is from RefSeq and is a predicted model, not a curated record. Lineage: Eukaryota; Metazoa; Chordata; Mammalia; Artiodactyla; Bovidae. Gene Ontology annotation, cellular component: box H/ACA telomerase RNP complex; box H/ACA snoRNP complex. Gene Ontology annotation, biological process: snRNA pseudouridine synthesis; positive regulation of telomerase RNA localization to Cajal body; ribosome biogenesis. Bases 1 to 201 code for a protein of 66 amino acids. The transcript has 2 exons. Gene Ontology annotation, molecular function: box H/ACA snoRNA binding; telomerase RNA binding.